CAUACAGUCCCAUAGCCGCCGCUCAGUCUGCACCGUCCCUCCAUCUCACCGUUCACCCGCGCACCGACAUGACAUCCAUUGGCACGGGCUACGACUUGUCCGCGAGCACGUACUCGCCGGAUGGCCGUAUCUUUCAGGUCGAAUACGCCAACAAGGCAGUUGAGAAUUCAGGAACCGCCAUCGGACUCAAGGUGAAAGACGGUGUCGUAUUGGCCGUCGAGAAGAUCAUCCACUCGAAGCUACUCGUCCCAGAGGCCAACAGGCGGAUACAGACAGUCGAUAAACACAUUGGUCUGGCAUCUUCAGGUCUCCUCGCAGAUGGCCGACAUCUGGCUAAUCGUGCAAGAGACGAGGUUGCCAGUCUCUUCUCGAUGUGGCGCUCACCUACGACAGUUCAGUCGCUGGUAGACCGCGUAGGGCUAUAUGUGCAGGCAUAUACGCUAUACUCUUCUGUCCGUCCAUUUGGCUGCAGUACUAUCAUUGGCGGCAUAGACAAGAGUGGUCCAGCACUAUUCAUCAUCGAGCCUAGCGGCGUUUCCUAUGGCUACCACGGUGCAGCAGUAGGGAAGGGACGGCAGUUGGCAAAGACUGAGCUAGAGAAGCUCAAGCUCGCGGAACUGUCAACACGAGAAGCCGUCUUUGAGGCGGCCAGAAUUAUCUACCUCGUCCACGACGAUGCCAAGGAAAAAGACUUCGAGCUCGAGCUGUCCUGGAUCGGCGAUGAGACGGGUGGCUUGCACUUACCCGUACCGAAGGAUCUGUACGAUGAGGCGUCGCGGAAAGCCAAGGAGAGCCUGGAGAACUUCGACUAGUAGAUGUGCUAAUUGUGUACUGUAUUCGGACUUGCUGUUAACUCUCGUCGGAUCUCAGCUGCAAGUUCAACGCA
Molecule: messenger RNA, 886 nt
Organism: Fomitopsis serialis
Lineage: Eukaryota; Fungi; Basidiomycota; Agaricomycetes; Polyporales; Fomitopsidaceae
Product: 20S proteasome subunit
Exons: 7
Coding region: 69-812 (247 amino acids)
Biological process (GO): ubiquitin-dependent protein catabolic process
Cellular component (GO): nucleus; proteasome core complex, alpha-subunit complex; proteasome core complex
Source: RefSeq, a predicted model, not a curated record